Trichoderma aggressivum f. europaeum is the source of this 2739-nucleotide messenger RNA. RefSeq lists its product as uncharacterized. The record is from RefSeq and is a predicted model, not a curated record. Bases 1 to 2739 code for a protein of 912 amino acids. Gene Ontology annotation, cellular component: membrane; cytoplasm; phosphatidylinositol 3-kinase complex, class III, type I. Lineage: Eukaryota; Fungi; Ascomycota; Sordariomycetes; Hypocreales; Hypocreaceae. The transcript is spliced from 4 exons. Gene Ontology annotation, biological process: phosphatidylinositol-mediated signaling; phosphatidylinositol-3-phosphate biosynthetic process; autophagy of peroxisome. Gene Ontology annotation, molecular function: 1-phosphatidylinositol-3-kinase activity.
AUGGCCGAAUAUGGUCGCAUAGAUCCAUUUUCUUUCGCAGCAUCUCGAGAUAUUGAAAGCCCAGUCAGUAUUCGAAUAAUUGGUAUAGAUGGAGACGGGCGUCCUACGAAGUAUUCGACACUCCUUGAGAGGCCUCAGGUCCGCCAUAUUGGUUCAAAUACGAGUUUUUCCUCCGAGCUGUAUGUCACGGUUCAAGUCUGGGCCGGUUCCAAGGCCCUGACUGUACCUAUCCAGACAUCAUAUAAAUCACCUCGUCCAGAAAGAAGAUGGAAUGAAUGGUUGCGGCUACCAAUAUCAUACAAGUCGAUCCCCACCAACUCCCGGUUGGCUAUCACGAUAUGGGAUCUUUCACCAGACUCAAGCAAAGCCGAUCUUUGCCAUGCGACUCCAUUCGGAGGAACCACUCUUGCUCUGUUUGGCGAUGACAACCAGGUUGUUAGAGGCCGACAAAAGUGCUACAUCCAUAAAUACAAGCAUGCCGACGGAACUGACGAUACGACAACGCCUGCGGUCGUUGGAAGCAACGGAAAGGGAGCACCGCAGUUGACCAACUACACAGAAGAGCUGGAAAGAAUGGAAAGCUUAUUUAAGAAGCACGAGAUGGGCGAGAUACCCCGAGUGGAUUGGCUUGACCAAAUGGUAUUCAGGGGUUUUGAAAAGAAGGGAUUACAUGCCGCCAAGCUAUCAACCAGACUACGCCAGCAAGAUCCCACGGCGAACGGUCGUGACAUCAACGUGGCGCACGAUACUCUAGACCUCUCUGGCGAAGACACACCGGACCCUUAUGCAUGCGUGCUCAAUGUUGAACUUCCUCGAUUCGAUUUUCCUGUUGUUUUUGCGGAUCACGAAUACGAGCCUCCCCCAAUCUCAGCUCUGCAGUCACUGUCUGCCUCGCAAAUUGUAGCACAGAGACAACCUGAGGUUCAAUUUGGUCCUGGAAUCAAGGCUAUUGGCGAGGGCUCAGCGGACCUUGGGUCUCGUCUCGUGAUGAUACACGAUCCUGAAGUAGGGCAGAGGGAUAACCCGGCCGAAGCGAAACACAGGCGCCUCUUCCGAAGUUCUCAUCGGCAUGGUAUCCUAGACCGAGAUUUAAAACCCAACGCAAAAGUUCGUGAUGAGCUAAAUGUCAUCAUGUCAUAUCCGCCAACACACAUUUUGUCUCCGGAAGAGGCAGACCUUGUUUGGAAGUUUAGAUAUCAUCUAACUAAGGACAAGCGAGGUUUGGCCAAAUUUGUCAGGUCCGUCAACUGGAACGAUCAGGGAGAAUUGAAACAAGCCGUUCAAGUUCUUAGUCGCUGGACGGAAAUUGACGUGGAUGACGCACUUGGGAUGCUAGGGCCGUCAUUUGACAACCCUACCGUCCGGUCGUACGCUGUUAAUCGUUUACGAAAAGCCGACGACAACGAGUUACUUCUCUACUUACUUCAGCUCGUACAAGCUCUCAAGUAUGAGUACAUGUCAUCUGACUCUGGCGUGGACAAUAUUCAAGACUCACCGCUAGCGCGGUUUUUGAUUCAACGUGCCGCGGCAAACUUCAUGCUUGGCAACUAUUUUCACUGGUAUCUCAUGGUCGAAUGCGACGACUACAGCCCAGAGCAGGAUGUCCGCAAUCGAGAAAUAUAUCGCAAAGUUGCGUACGAGUUUAUGAUGGAACUCGUCAAGCAGCCAGAUGGUAACGAAUCUCGGAAGACGCUCCUGCGGCAGGCUGAACUUCUUGCUAUAUUGUCAAGGAUUGCAAACGACAUCAAAUUGUCAAGCGAAUCAAUUGCCAAAAAAACAGACCGAGUAAAGGCAUUUCUCGGAGACCCAAAGAACGAGCUUAUGAGCAUUGAUCCGCCCCUGGCAAUGCCCCUUGACCCUUCCAUUAAAAUUAUCAGUGUGAUACCGGACCAAGUCACGGUAUUCAAGUCAUCACUCAAUCCAAUCAAGUGUACCUUCAAAACCACAACGGGAAGCCAGUACCCCAUCAUAUUCAAGCUCGGCGAUGAUCUAAGACAAGACCAACUGGUCAUUCAAAUCAUUACCCUGAUGGACGAGUUACUCCAAAAAGAAAACCUUGAUCUGAAACUGUCACCUUAUAAAAUCCUAGCGACGAGCACAACGGCCGGUGCUUCUCAGUUUGUGCAGUCGCAGAGUUUAUCAAGCAUUGUUAACAAAUUCAAGAACAAUCCGGCCUUGGCCUAUCUCAAGCACCAUAACCCGGACGACCGACAGCCGCUUGGCGUUCGACAGGAUACCUUAGACACAUACGUUAAAUCGUGUGCGGGAUACUGUGUUAUUACUUACAUUCUUGGAGUUGGCGACAGGCAUCUUGAUAACCUUUUACUGGCUCCAGAUGGGCAUUUCUUCCAUGCUGACUUUGGAUACAUCCUUGGUCGUGAUCCUAAACCCUUUGCUCCCGUAAUGAAGCUUUCCAAAGAGAUGGUCGAUUGCAUGGGCGGAGUGCAGUCGGAGCAUUACAGACAGUUCAAGCAGUAUUGCUUUUUAGCUUACACCGCAUUACGAAAAUCAUCGAACCUAAUUCUCAAUUUGUUUAGUCUGAUGGUCCACGCCAAUAUCCCAGAUAUUCGACUUGAGCCGGACAAGGCUGUGUCAAAAGUCAGGGAGAGAUUUCACCUUGAGAUGGGUGAGGAAGAAGCGAUCCGCUACUUUGAGAGGGUUAUUGAAGAUACUCUAACUGCGUUUGCGCCUGUUGUUAUUGACAAGUUGCAUGAGUGGGCACAGGCUCUCAGGGCUUAG